CCGUCUUUGAAGCAUGAGUUCACACCAGCAGAAGCAGCCCUGCACAGGACCUCCUCAGCUGCAUGAGCAGCAAGUGAAACAGCCUUGUCAACCACCACCGCAGGAGCCAUGUGUCUCCCAAAUCAAGGAGCCCUGUGACAUCAAGGUUCCUGAACCCAGUCACCCCAAAGCUCCUGAGCCCUGCCACCCCAAGGCACCUGAGCCCUGCCACCCCAAGGCUCCUGAGCCCUGCCACCCCAAGGCUCCUGAGCCCUGCCACCCCAAGGCUCCUGAGCCCUGCCACCCCAAGGCACCUGAGCCCUGCCACCCCAAGGCUCCUGAGCCCUGCCACCCCAAGGCUCCUGAGCCCUGCCACCCCAAGGCUCCUGAGCCCUGCCCUUCCACUGUCACUCCAGUACUAGCCCAACAGAAGACAAAGCAAAAGUAAUGUAGUUCAAAACUGUGCCUUGAGGAGCUGAUCACCAGAUGAAUGCUGAGCCCCAGUUUCCAUUCUGGGGAAAUACUACGCCCUUACAGCACAGUCCUGCCUCUCAUUUAUACCUUAAAAUGAAGCACUACGAAGAUUUUUUACCUAUAAAUGUGGGGCCUCUGAGUCUCUGAAUUCAACUGAGGACUUGGUUCCUGAGCUAGUUUGUCUACUCAAUGUUCUUCUGAAGAGGGACUAAGUUACAAGUGAUUCAGUCCUGUUAUGUCCCCAUUAAAUCCUUCCACUCCUGAC
Molecule: messenger RNA, 718 nt
Organism: Peromyscus californicus insignis
Lineage: Eukaryota; Metazoa; Chordata; Mammalia; Rodentia; Cricetidae
Product: cornifin-B
Exons: 1
Coding region: 14-427 (137 amino acids)
Source: RefSeq, a predicted model, not a curated record